AUGGCGCGGGCAGCAACUGUCCCGUUCCUCGCAGGCCCGCAGGCCUGGGGCCGCUUCCGCAGCCAGCCAGGGCCCCGCAGCAGCGUGCUGGGGCCCCGCCUGCCGCCGCACCGGCAUCCUCAACUGGGCCGCAGGCCCGCGCCACACGUGGUGGUAGUGGCCAGCAGCACCGCGGCCGCGGCAAGUCCACCGCCGAGCAGCAAUGGCGGCAGUGGGCAGCAGAAAGGGGCCGAGCCGCCCCAGCCACCACCGCCGCCGCCGCCUUCGGUGCCUGAGCUGCAGAUCACAGCCUAUCACUACGCCAUGUUCUUUGCGCUGCUGGGCGGCGGCCUGCUGUUCCUGGCGCUGCUGCUGUACUUCACGGGUGACAUCGAGUUCCAGCGGGCGGUGGGCAAGGUGGUGAAGCGGCUGCUGAAGACGGGCGCGCUGCGCCAGCUGGCGGGCAUCCUGGGGGCCAUGGUGUUUGUGCGGUACGGCCUGGAGCCGCUCAUCAAGAACAUACGCGUGCUGAUGAAGGCGCAGGGCAGCUGGGAGAAGAGCAGCGAGUUCUACAUACUGCGGGAGCUGUACAAGCCCCUCGAGUUCCUGUUCCUUGUGGCCGCCUUCACCACGCUGGCAGAGAACUUCUUGCCGCAGCUCAUGAGCCUGCCCAAGAGCAUCGUGCAGACCGUGGUGCGCUCCACGCUGUCCCUCACAUUCGUCAUCGCCGCCGCGCGCGUCGUGUUCAACAUCAAGGGCCGCAUCAUCCGCGAGUCUGCAUGGCAGCUGGAGCUGAAGGGCGACGUGACGCGGCAGCGGCGGCUGGAGGCGGUUGACAAGCUGAUGAGCGUGCUGACGCUGGUGGUGGCGGCGGUGUUUGGGGUGCAGGCGCUGGGGCUGGAUGUGAACUCGGGUGAGGGGCGGGUGGGGGAUGAGGUGCUGUUCCGCCCCUCCAGCGGGCAAAUAGUGGAGGGCAUUGUGGUGGAUGUGGGGUGGUACCGCACCACCAUACGGUCCUUUGAGCGAGAGAUCUACAUGAUCCCCAACUCGGUGUUCACGCGCAGCGUGGUGCUCAACAUCACCCGCAAGAACCGGGAGUGGCGCUUCUACGAGUUCAUUGGCCUGCGGCUGGAAGACCUGCCCAAGGCCUCUGCCGUCGUGUCGGACGUGCGCAAGAUCCUGAGACAGGUGCGACGCGGGCGCGGUGGCAGUGGCAGGAGGAGGGGGAGGGCGCCAGGGCAGGGGCACUGA
Messenger RNA from Chlorella variabilis, 1230 nucleotides. RefSeq lists its product as hypothetical. Bases 1 to 1230 code for a protein of 409 amino acids. The record is from RefSeq and is a predicted model, not a curated record. Lineage: Eukaryota; Viridiplantae; Chlorophyta; Trebouxiophyceae; Chlorellales; Chlorellaceae. Gene Ontology annotation, cellular component: membrane. The transcript has 6 exons. Gene Ontology annotation, biological process: transmembrane transport.